Molecule: messenger RNA, 1251 nt
Organism: Anguilla anguilla (European eel)
Lineage: Eukaryota; Metazoa; Chordata; Actinopteri; Anguilliformes; Anguillidae
Product: olfactory receptor class A-like protein 1
Exons: 1
Coding region: 14-976 (320 amino acids)
Biological process (GO): G protein-coupled receptor signaling pathway
Cellular component (GO): membrane
Molecular function (GO): pheromone receptor activity
Source: RefSeq, a predicted model, not a curated record
AACUGGGGGGCAGAUGGAGGUGCGCCUGGCAUUGAAAGCAGCCGGUUUCAUUGCUCUGGAUGUGGUGGGAAUCCCAGGUAACCUGGCAGUCGUCCUGCUCUUCUGCCAUUUGUUAGUGGCACAGGGCCACAUGGCACACAACGAGUUAAUCCUCAGCCAGCUGGUCCUCGCCAACCUGAUGGUGACGCUGUGCCAGGGCAUUCCUCAGGUUCUGACCGCCCUGGAUAUCGACCUGCUCUUUGGUGAUCAAACCUGCAAAGCCAUCAUCUUCAUAUAUCGCCUUGGCCGUGCAAUGUCUAUCACCACAACCUCCCUGCUGAGCUCCUACCAGUGCGUGGUCAUUGCCCCGCCCAAACCUGGCUGGACCUGGCUGAAACGUUGGGUUCCUGGCCACAUCCCCCACGCCAUCAUCUUCCUCUACGGCCUCAAUAUGAUCAUCUACUCCACUGCACUCCUCUUCGCCCAGGGUGCCCCAGCCAACGGCUCAAUCCCAGAAUUCACCAUUAGCCUGAAAUUCUGCUUAGUGGUGUUCCCAGGACACGUAGCUUACAGGGUCGCUGGCAUGGCGUACACUUUCCGAGACUUCACUUUUGUCGGCCUGAUGGCGGCGGCGGCAGUGUACGUGAUGGUGGUCCUGCAUCGGCACCGUCGGCAGGUUCAGGGCCUGCAGGGGGCCGGCCGGAAGACGGAGGAGGCAUCGCGUGCCGUCCUGCUGCUCGUGAGCACGUAUGUGGUGCUGUUCGGCUUGGACAACGCGUUGUGGUUCUCCUCGACCUUCAUCACUCACGAGCACCCGGCCGUCACCGACACACGCGUCUUCGUCGCCUCCUGCUACUCCAGCAUCAGUCCUGUGCUCAUCAUAGCCACCAACAAGAAGCUGGCCACCUACUUUCAGUGUGGCUCCAAACGCAAGGCAGAGGAAAACAUCCCCGGCAGCACAGAGGCCAAGGCUUCGCCGGUUACAAUAACACAAUGAGGAUGUUAAAUAAUGGAACUUGGAGAGGUAGGGAGGUGGAAGGGCUGACUUCUCUCCUGAUGUAUUCUAUGAUAUAUCACUUUUGUGGACUCAAAUUUACUAAUCAUGAUACUAUUUGGAUAAACUUGUAAUAAAUCUUAACAGAGGAUUGUAAUGAUGUUCUUCUUUAAUUGGCUGGUUGCAGCUGCACAUUGGAAAACCUUUUUGAGCAGUGGUUUGAUUGAUGUCUAUUUUCCAUGCUCUUACUUGUGUAUGUAUAUAAAUAAACUAUUUAC